Molecule: messenger RNA, 1164 nt
Organism: Fusarium musae
Lineage: Eukaryota; Fungi; Ascomycota; Sordariomycetes; Hypocreales; Nectriaceae
Exons: 4
Coding region: 1-1164 (387 amino acids)
Source: RefSeq, a predicted model, not a curated record
AUGGCUAAACAUGUUGCCGAGACCAAUGCUGUCGAGGUUCCUCUCAAGACUGCCAUUGCUCUGGAGAGAGGUAUCUGGGUUCGCAGAUCCUUCUCUCAAAAACUCACAGAGAGUGGUGCAAGACGGGAUCGUCGCUCCGAUGCUUCUCAUUCUCACUUCGUAGAAGUCCUGGAGAAGCUCCGCGGCUAUCUCAAACCAAUCAUGAAAGCUGGUCUUUUCAAACCAGAUGAUCUCGACAAGAAGCCGGAUGUCAAGGCAAACCACCCCGCCGAGGGCAUGUUUGACGUCCUCAACGUCUACACUCCUUCUGAGGAAUUCCUCAAUGCUCCUGACAUCACGCCUACUCCUACUGCUGAGCCUGAGACUCAAUACACCGUUGAGGAAGAGGUCACCUGGGAAGACGCCUUCUUCGCCUUCGCCGCUCUUCUCCGCGACUAUGAUUAUCUCAGUCUUUUCGACAGCUACGUAAAACACAACCGUACUACUAUCGGUCCUGGAUCCUACAACGGCGCCUUUGGCUCGGCGCCAAUGGCAGAAACAAUACCGAGAGGUGACAAGGCGGCCCUGUUCGAGGUCUUUUCGGGUUUUCACUUCCUUACCACACAGCCUGGUCAUGGUGACGUGGAGGACGAGCUUGUCCGCGGCAUGGACGCUGCGCUCAGGGAAAAGAAAGAGAACCCUCCUCGUCUCUGGAUAUCUUGGGCUCUUCAGAUGUAUCUCGACAUCGUCCAGGGUCUUGGAGAGUCCGUCGGGCGCGGGUAUGAGCAGUUCAAGCAGGAGAGUCUGAAGAUCCAAAAGGCUCUUGUUGAUCUUCCCAAGACGGCUGAGCGCAGGCAAGUCCUUCAGGCGGCGACGCGAUGGAAUCACGAUCCUAUCUUCGAGACGAGCCAGGUAAACGUGGAGAUGGGCCUGGCCCCUCACGAUAGUGAAGAGUCUCCUGAGUUCCACUUCCUUCGGCGUCCAUACUGCUGCACCCAGCGGUGGUCUGGUGGCUACUACACAGCUCUACCAAGCCCUCCGGCAAAAAGAGGGCCGUAUCCCUCAAGGGCAAGCGCGGGAGGAUACCAAGGCAACGCGUGCUUCUUUGUUGGAAAGCCGCCCAUGGAUCUCGAGGGCUACUACAAGAACUACUGUCUCUGCCUGGGCACUUCACUCACAAACUGA